AUGGCCUUUGCUGCUGUCCCACAUGCCUUGACGAGGUUCCGAAGAGAGCCCUACCUGGCAACAACUGCAUCGAUUCCCAUCCCUGCUGCCAUCGCCGGUGCCAGUGAGGGAUCACCUCCUAACGCCCUCCCUCCCCUCCCCUCCCCUCCCCUCCCUCCCUCCCUCCCUCCCUCCCUCCCUCCCUCCCUCCCUCCCUCCCUCCCUCCCUCCCUCCUCCCUCCCUCCCUCCCUCCCUCCCUCCCUCCCUCCCUCCCUCCCUCCCUCCCUCCCUCCCUGCCCUCCCCUCCCUCCCUCCCUCCCUCCCUCCCUCCCUCCCUCCCUCCCGCCCUUCCUGUCUCCUCCUUCAAACCGUACCUGGCAACAACUGCAUCGAUUCCCAUCCCUGCUGCCAUCGCCGCCAAUGAAGGAGCACCUCCCAAUGCCCAUGCUCGCCAGGCAACCCUCCUUUCCUUUCGUCCCUACCAUCCCUCCCUCUCUUUCUUCAAGCCCUACCUGGCAGCAACUGCAUCGAUUCCCAUCCCUGCUGCCAUCGCCGCCAAUGAAGGAGCACCUCCCAAUGCCCAUGCUCGCCAGGCAACCCUCCUUUCCUUUCGUCCCUACCAUCCCUCCCUCUCUUUCUUCAAGCCCUACCUGGCAACAACUGCAUCGAUUCCCAUCCCUGCUGCCAUCGCCGCCAAUGAAGGAGCACCUCCCAAUGCCCAUGCUCGCCAGGCAACCCUCCUUUCCUUUCGUCCCUACCAUCCCUCCCUCUCUUUCUUCAAGCCCUACCUGGCAGCAACUGCAUCGAUUCCCAUCCCUGCUGCCAUCGCCGCCAAUGAAGGAGCACCUCCCAAUGCCCAUGCUCGCCAGGCAACCCUCCUUUCCUUUCGUCCCUACCAUCCCUCCCUCUCUUUCUUCAAGCCCUACCUGGCAGCAACUGCAUCGAUUCCCAUCCCUGCUGCCAUCGCCGCCAUUGAAGGAGCACCUCCCAAUGCCCAUGCUCGCCAGGCAACCCUCCUUUCCUUUCGUCCCUACCAUCCCUCCCUCUCUUUCUUCAAGCCCUACCUGGCAGCAACUGCAUCGAUUCCCAUCCCUGCUGCCAUCGCCGCCAAUGAAGGAGCACCUCCCAAUGCCCAUGCUCGCCAGGCAACCCUCCUUUCCUUUCGUCCCUACCAUCCCUCCCUCUCUUUCUUCAAGCCCUACCUGGCAGCAACUGCAUCGAUUCCCAUCCCUGCUGCCAUCGCCGCCAUUGAAGGAGCACCUCCCAAUGCCCAUGCUCGCCAGGCAACCCUCCUUUCCUUUCGUCCCUACCAUCCCUCCCUCUCUUUCUUCAAGCCCUACCUGGCAGCAACUGCAUCGAUUCCCAUCCCUGCUGCCAUCGCCGCCAUUGAAGGAGCACCUCCCAAUGCCCAUGCUCGCCAGGCAACCCUCCUUUCCUUUCGUCCCUACCAUCCCUCCCUCUCUUUCUUCAAGCCCUACCUGGCAGCAACUGCAUCGAUUCCCAUCCCUGCUGCCAUCGCCGCCAUUGAAGGAGCACCUCCCAAUGCCCAUGCUCGCCAGGCAACCCUCCUUUCCUUUCGUCCCUACCAUCCCUCCCUCUCUUUCUUCAAGCCCUACCUCCCUACCUGGCAACAACUGCAUCGAUUCCCAUCCCUGCUGCCAUCGCCGCCAUUGAAGGAGCACCUCCCAAUGCCCAUGCUCGCCAGGCAACCCUCCUUUCCUUUCGUCCCUACCAUCCCUCCCUCUCUUUCUUCAAGUCCUACCUGGCAACAACUGCAUCGAUUCCCAUCCCUGCUGCCAUCGCCGGUGCCAGUGAGGGAUCACCUCCUAACGCCCUCCCUCCCCUCCCCUCCCUCCCUCCCUCCCUCCCUCCCUCCCUCCCUCCCUCCCUCCCUCCCUCCCUCCCUCCCCUCCCUCCCUCCCUCCCUCCCUCCCUCCCUCCCUCCCUCCCUCCCUGCCCUCCCCUCCCUCCCUCCCUCCCUCCCUCCCUCCCUCCCUCCCUCCCUCCCUCCCUCCCUGCCCUCCCCUCCCUCCCUCCCUCCCUCCCUCCCUCCCUCCCUCCCUCCCUCCCUCCCUCCCUCCCUCCCUCCCUCCCUCCCUCCCUCCCUCCCUGCCCUCCCCCUCCCUCCCUCCCUCCCUCCCUCCCUCCCUCCCGCCCUUCCUGUCUCCUCCUUCAAACCGUACCUGGCAACAACUGCAUCGAUUCCCAUCCCUGCUGCCAUCGCCGCCAUUGAAGGAGCACCUCCCAAUGCCCAUGCUCGCCAGGCAACCCUCCUUUCCUUUCGUCCCUACCAUCCCUCCCUCUCUUUCUUCAAGCCCUACCUGGCAGCAACUGCAUCGAUUCCCAUCCCUGCUGCCAUCGCCGCCAAUGAAGGAGCACCUCCCAAUGCCCAUGCUCGCCAGGCAACCCUCCUUUCCUUUCGUCCCUACCAUCCCUCCCUCUCUUUCUUCAAGCCCUACCUGGCAGCAACUGCAUCGAUUCCCAUCCCUGCUGCCAUCGCCGCCAUUGAAGGAGCACCUCCCAAUGCCCAUGCUCGCCAGGCAACCCUCCUUUCCUUUCGUCCCUACCAUCCCUCCCUCUCUUUCUUCAAGCCCUACCUGGCAGCAACUGCAUCGAUUCCCAUCCCUGCUGCCAUCGCCGCCAUUGAAGGAGCACCUCCCAAUGCCCAUGCUCGCCAGGCAACCCUCCUUUCCUUUCGUCCCUACCAUCCCUCCCUCUCUUUCUUCAAGCCCUACCUGGCAGCAACUGCAUCGAUUCCCAUCCCUGCUGCCAUCGCCGCCAUUGAAGGAGCACCUCCCAAUGCCCAUGCUCGCCAGGCAACCCUCCUUUCCUUUCGUCCCUACCAUCCCUCCCUCUCUUUCUUCAAGCCCUACCUGGCAGCAACUGCAUCGAUUCCCAUCCCUGCUGCCAUCGCCGCCAUUGAAGGAGCACCUCCCAAUGCCCAUGCUCGCCAGGCAACCCUCCUUUCCUUUCGUCCCUACCAUCCCUCCCUCUCUUUCUUCAAGCCCUACCUGGCAACAACUGCAUCGAUUCCCAUCCCUGCUGCCAUCGCCGGUGCCAGUGAGGGAUCAUCUCCUAACGCCCUCCCUCCCCUCCCCUCCCCUCCCCUCCCUCCCUCCCUCCCUCCCUCCCUCCCCUCCCUCCCUCCCUCCCUCCCCUCCCUCCCUCCCUCCCCUCCCUCCCUCCCUCCCUCCCUCCCUCCCUCCCUCCCUCCCUCCCUCCCUCCCUCCCUCCCUCCCUCCCUCCCUCCCUCCCUCCCUCCCUCCCUUCAACCCCUACCUGGCAACAACUGCAUCGAUCCCCAUCCCUGCUGUCAUCCCCGGCGCCAGUGA
This is a messenger RNA of Closterium sp. NIES-65, 3312 nucleotides long. NCBI's taxonomy places the organism in Eukaryota, Viridiplantae, Streptophyta, Zygnematophyceae, Desmidiales, Closteriaceae. The record is from the annotation of a GenBank genome assembly.